Megachile rotundata (alfalfa leafcutting bee) is the source of this 621-nucleotide messenger RNA. RefSeq lists its product as uncharacterized. NCBI's taxonomy places the organism in Eukaryota, Metazoa, Arthropoda, Insecta, Hymenoptera, Megachilidae. The record is from RefSeq and is a predicted model, not a curated record.
CUGAGGGAUGAGAGUGGAACUGAUGGACGGGGGUGACACUGAGUGAUAUUGGUGGAACUGAUUGAUAGUGGUGGAACUGAGUGACAGUGGUGGAACUGAGGGAUUGGGUGGGGUGCAUAGCUUCGAACCCCGGCAUCGAUCGACGAUCCAGUAAUUGUAAAGUGAUACAAAGUGACCAUGGAUAAAGUAGCAACUUUACAAAAAGCUGUUGAAGAAAUGGAAAUAAAAGGCGAUAAGAAGAAAGUAACGACGCAGGAAGAAAAGAGGAAACCUGAAGAAACAGAAGAGGGAAAGCGGAAAAAAGUUCAGGAGCCGCACCAACAACCUUCCAAUAACAGAAUUAGAAGAAUAUUGAAAACAAUAGACUACCAUGUGUCAGCUCGACAGCGAAUCCGCCGGGAGGACAUGGCGAGGAGGACUUACGAACGUCGCGAGCGGGAGAAAUUACAAAGAAGAUUGGAAAUAGUAGAACGAGAGUUAUAUCAACAUCGCGAGCGUGAAAGAUUCCAGCACUUGCGUGGACGCGACGCGCUGNNGCGCUGCGUGCGCGAUCGUAUCGCCGUACACGCAGCCCUUACCGCGAGCGACGGAACGUUGCACAAAUAUACAAUAAUUGUGUAA